UUUACGGAAAGCAUAUUGCACGGGUUGCAUCAGACUUCGUAUGGGGUGGAAAUUGUCGGCAGAGAAAUAUCACUUUUAUAUCUCCCAUGCCUCAGUUCCAUCACAGAUUCUCUAGUUUUUGAGCCAUCCAGGAGAUUUAUUUUAAAGAAAAAGACAAAGAAGCACAACUACAGUCAUGCCGUUGUCGUGUCGAUUCUACGAGCAGCACUUUCCCGAGGCUGAGGAAGUCGUGAUGGUCAAUGUCCGAUCAAUUGCGGAGAUGGGAGCCUACGUUCACCUACUGGAGUAUAACAACAUUGAGGGCAUGAUCCUUUUGAGUGAGUUGUCCAGGAGGCGUAUCCGCUCGAUCAACAAGCUGAUCCGUGUCGGUAGGAACGAAUGCGUGGUGGUCAUUCGUGUGGAUAAGGACAAAGGUUAUAUUGAUUUAUCCAAAAGAAGAGUGUCAACAGAAGAAAUCUCCAAAUGUGAAGAAAAAUUCGCAAAAGCCAAAACAGUCAACAGCAUCUUGAGACACGUCGGAGAAAUCCUCAAGUAUGAGAGUGAUGAGCUACUUGAAGAGUUGUACACAAAGACAGCAUGGCACUUUGACCGGAAGUACCAGCGACCUGGCUACGGAGGAUAUGACGCUUUCAAAGCCUCGGUUAGUGACCCAGCGGUGCUCGAUGAAUGCAAUCUUGAUGAAGCGACGUUGAAGGUGUUAAUGGAGAAUAUUCACAGAAGGCUUACACCGCAGGCUGUAAAAAUCAGAGCAGACAUUGAGGUAGCAUGCUAUGGCUACGACGGUAUAGAUGCAGUGAAAGAAGCCCUGUUCAAAGGCUUGGAUCUCACAACAGAAGAAAUGCCCAUUAAGAUCAACUUGAUCGCACCUCCGCAGUACGUCAUCACGACGCAAACAUUGGAACGCUCAGACGGACUACAGAAACUCAACCAAGCCAUUGAGCAAAUCAGAAAUUCCAUCCGUGCAAAUGGAGGUGUCUUCAGUAUCAUCAUGGCGCCGAAGGUUGUCACUGACACAGAAGAGAUUGAAUUGGCCAAGCAGCUUGAGAAACUGGAACAGGCUAACGCCGAGGUCGCCGGAGACGACGAUAACGAAGAAGAAAUAACAGGGAUGGGCGAUGACGCUGAUGAAUAGAUUCCAAAAAAUGUGUCGAUAGAAUUUUUUUAUUAGAUAAGUUUGCAGUAGCACCAUGUGUAAAUCUCUUUUGAGUAGUCUUGGUUCUGAGUUCUGAAA
Molecule: messenger RNA, 1231 nt
Organism: Asterias rubens (European starfish)
Lineage: Eukaryota; Metazoa; Echinodermata; Asteroidea; Forcipulatida; Asteriidae
Product: eukaryotic translation initiation factor 2 subunit 1-like
Exons: 8
Coding region: 176-1132 (318 amino acids)
Cellular component (GO): multi-eIF complex; eukaryotic 48S preinitiation complex; eukaryotic translation initiation factor 2 complex
Molecular function (GO): ribosome binding; translation initiation factor activity; RNA binding
Source: RefSeq, a predicted model, not a curated record